AUGAAGCUUCUGUUCUAUAUUUUCGCUUCUCUUCAAAUUGUUUCGGCUCACAAAAUUGCCAUCUUCGUUCCUGACGUCUCCAACAGCCAGGUUUUACUUUUUUUUUUCUCAGAGCUUUAUUAUGCUCACGAUAAAAUUAAUAGCUUUUGUUGAGAACAUAGAGGGAUAAAGUUGAAUUGAAACGUAUUUCUAACUGGUCAAAACUGUACUCGUAGUUCUCUAAAUUUAUUUUAUUUUUUUUAAUCAAAUUUUUGAGUUGUCGAUGUUAGAAAAGAAAAUCAAAGCUAUCAAGAAGUAUAUUACAAGUUAAAGUUUUUUUGGAAGGAUUGAAAAAAACAUGAAGAGGCUUUUUUUUUUGAGACUGGUCUCUGAGAUUUUGGCUUUUAUGAUUUUUUAUUAGGAGAUGAAUUUAUUUUUGGUUUUUUUCUUUGCUUUUUUUGGUUCCGGAACGGACUAUUAUUCCUGAAAUUUAAUUUUUCAAGGCUCUACGGACCGCAAAAAGACUUUUCAAGAGUUUUUGCGUGUCUUUUUUUCAAAUUUUUUUUCGUAAAACCUGAGGAAAUAAUACAAGAGAAACUAAAAAAUCAUGAUGUCAUUUCAACAAUAUUUGCAAGCUUCUUUCAUUUAUUUGUGCACUAACAUAUUCAUUCAUAAAAAAGCGAAAAAUCAAAAAUCCACAAAAAUCCAGGUGAUUUUCAACCAACGAGUCGCGGCGACUUUGGCUUCUGAUAACCACGAUGUCACAAUGAUUUUCCUUCACACCAUUGAAGGCCGAAACGGAACAAACUUGAUCAGACCCGAGGACAAUGUUAAAAGUAUCGAAAAACAUUCGAAGUUUUAUUUUAUCUCAUAUUUCAGCAUACUCUGUGAAUAUCCCAGUUUUCAGCCUGCAAGAUAUGGCUGACGCUCAACAAAACAGCAUUUUCGAGGUACUCAUCUGAUUGAGAAGCUUAAAAAUGAUUUUUUUCAGGAAUCUGAAGUUUACGAGAAGAAAACGACAAGUUUGUUCUCGAAGAAAAUCGACUCACUUAUUCGAACUGCGGAGGGUCAGUUUUUUUUUUCUCGUCUUUUUCGUUCCCUAAUAGCUGAUUUUCAUACUUUUCUCUAUUAUUUAAAAAAAAAUUGAAAAGUUGAAGGAUUCAGUUGUUUUUUUGUUAACUCGCCACAACUCAGGUUUUUUCUCUGCGCUCUCUUUUAUCACGUUGUGUUUCAUUUUUCUAUGACUUGAUGGGAGAAAAGAGACGCAGAGAGGUAAGACUCAACAAAUUUCAAAAAAUAGGGUGUCAGAUAAAUUCUUGGCCCGAAUAAUUCUCAGAAAAAAAGUGGUGACAUAUAGGGGUAACCUUGGGAGCCCUUGAAGGUUCUUCUCUAGAGGCCAGUUCACCGCCUCUAUAGUGGUCACUCAAGCUUAAAAAAGUGACAACUUUAGAGAAGAAUUUUUCGUUCAAAGUUAUUUCUUAUGCUAUCUCUAUGAGAACAAGCCGGAAAUUCAAAAGGUUUUUGAAGAAAAAAAUAAAACUAAAAAUUCAAUGAUCACUAUAGGGACCACUUGAGCUUUAAGGGCUGAGAGGGCAGAACCUAAAACCCUAUAAGAACCACCUAAAUUGUUACCUUUUUAGAAAGCACUAUUUUUUUCUCUAUAACUUAUAGAGAACAAAAAUAGUGUUUUUCUAAAGGGGUAAUAAUUUAUAGAUUAUGGUACUCCCCCUCACCCUUUUUAAAGACCUCUCUGGCCUUUCUAAGAGUCGGAAAAAGCUUAAUUUCGAACUCCAGAAACGGUCCAACAGAAAGAGUUCAUCGAAUGGCUGAAAAACGAAAAGUUCGACCUGGCCUUUGUCCACAUGUUCAGCUUGGCUAACAUGGGUUUGGUUCAUCUGGCGAAAAUUCCGUCUUGGAUUUGGCUCAGCAGGUUCAAAAAUCAUCAUAUUAUCGGCUUAUAAAAUGAUUUUCCAGCGGUUCAACGACGGAUUUCACGGCUCACCUACUUGGCGCCCCGAUGAUUCCGAGCUACGUUCCGAGUUAGUUUUUUUUAUCAUUUUUUUUUUCUGAACCACUUUACUGCUUCUUUGCCUCUUUAUAAAGGUUCUGUUUUUGAUUUUCCUAGUCCACAACGGUACACAAAGUCAAUAAAAUAUUAAACUAACUGAGCCAAAAUAUUAGGUUGAAAAUUUGUAGCCGUUUCGAGCUGUAUUGUUGCGCUCCACGGACAAAACUAGCAAAUAGGGAUUUUGAACUUUUAUUUCUUCCUAGAAAUUAAUAUUCCAGGCAUGAUUCGUUCAUGGAGCGCAAUAUUUCGUCUUAUUAAAGAUGUAAAUUUGAGGUUAAUAAUAUUUUUGUUUCAAUUCUGGAGCCUAAGAAACAAGAAAGAAGUAUCCAGCUUUUUUUUCUUUCAUUCCUAAGUUCAUUUUCUUAAAUUAUCUCGAUUGUCAUGACCUGAAACAGUCGGCCCUGUACGCCCCCUCUUAGAGAGGCGAAAAUAACAUUAUAAAAAAGAGAGCGCAGACAUGGUAGACCGUUUGGAGAGAUGAUAUUUUUAACGGUUCUACAGUCGAUUCACGACUAGCUUGGGACACUAAGGGGGCGUGGCCUGUCUGUGCUCUACUCAAACCACACACUGUCUCUUUUUUUAAUUGCGUCAGGACCAUUUUUCGAUGGCUCAAUCCAGGGUUGGGCGGAAUUCAUUUUGAAGACGUUUUUCAUGUUUUCGCGCACGAAAAAGAUCAAGAAAAAGAGCCUUAAAGCGUUCAAAUAACCGUUUGAAAAAUUUUUUGGUGUAAAAAAUUUUUUUUUCCGUCUUCCAUAAAAUUUUCUCUUCCGAAACCAGUCUUCCGUCUUCCGUUUUUUGAAAUCCCUCUUCCGCCCAACCCUGCAAUCGAGCCGUGAAUCAGUAAUAUGUCUGGUUUCAUUUUUCAGAAUUAGGAGAAAACGAAAGAAUUUAUUAGUUUAGCAAUGAUGAUGGAAUGCACUGGAGAGAUGACGUUCAUCGAAAGGACCAAAAGUUUCAUCGGACACGGACUUAUGCAGUAUUUCUGGCCAAAGUCAGUUACAUUCUGAGGAAAUUUCUGAAAAAACCGCUAAUCUUUAUUUCCUCAAAGAACUUAGGAACUCCAGAGGGACCCCUAUAGGAGAAACCUUGAGAUCCUUGAAGGGUCCUCUGUAGGAAAGAUUCCUCUCUAGGGAACCUCCUCCCCUAUAGGGGGCACUCAAGAUUGCAGAAAAGGUCACUCUAGACAAGCAGUCUGGGAGUGCCUAUACGUUUUAUUAUCUUUCAAAUGAUAAAAAAAAAUCAAAAGAUCAUUUAAGCUUUAUAGAGACUAAUGAGUCAUAUCCUAUACCCCUAAAGGGAGCACCUGAUUUUUUCGCCUUCUAGGGACCCUUUUUUACCCUACAGGAGGCUGUUUUUUCCCUAAUCCCUUUAGAGACCACUCUGGCAUUCCUAAGAAGAAUUUUCAGAUGGAUCGCCGACGAGGAAACCCGCAUUUUCCGUCAAUACAUCGACCCGAAUUUCCCGAGCUUGCUUGACAUCGCUCGUCAGACUCCUCUGGUGAAUACUUCAAAAAGAAAACAUUCAAAACUAUUUUUUUAAAGGCAAUGUCAAACACCAACGAUCUGUAUGAACUGGCUCGACCAACACUCGCCAAAAUAAUCAACAUUGGCGGGAUCGGAAUGCAGAAACGGGAUGCCAAGCCGCUUCCAGAGGUUUUUAGAGCUGCCUAUAUUUUCUUCAAACUAGAGAAAAACGUCCUGUUCGUUCUCAAAAGGGCUGAACUGAUAAAGCUCUCUGAACUUUUUCUUGAUCAAAUGGAGAAGAUCCUAGAAGUUUUAAUCUGCAAAGCUUAGUUUUCAAGAUAGGACCUUUCAGAAUAACCAAAAAUCCUUGAAAUGACUUUUUUCAAAGUACAUCCAAAAGUGUUGUCGAAAAAGCAUGAAUCAAUUGAGAUUUUUCAGUUUUUAUGACUGCUUGAACCCCCUCAAAACCUGAAUUCUCCAUGGAGCGUACUAGACCUAACGAAAAAGCCGUUUUUCUCAGGACAUAGCCAAAAUCGUGGCGAAAAGCAACGGGACCAUACUUUUCUCUUUCGGAUCGGUGACAGCCGCCGAUGUCAUGCCGUUGAGAUGGAAAAAAGAACUUUUGGAGGCUUUUUCCCGGUUUCCCAACGUCCAGUUCCUCAUGAGAUAUCCGGCUGACGAUUUGAAUGGUAAGAUCACUAAGAAUAACUGCCGAGAUAAACGCGAGACACUGGCGGUAUAUUGACGAGCUCGCAAACAUCUCGCUUUUUUUCUCGCGCCGGUCUCGCAUUUUUCUGGGCGCCAGCUCGCACUUUUCUAGGCGCGAGCUCGCAUUUCUCUGGCAAUUUGAAAAUUUCCGAAAUGCAAGAUAAAUGCGAGGUCGCGCCUUGAAAAAAGCGACAUUUUUGCGAGUUCGUCAAUGUACCGCCACCGACCUCGCUUUUAUCUCGUCAGUUAUUCUUAGUGAUUUGUUAAGAAAAAUCCAGUUUUCUUAUCACAUAGUUAAGAUAAAUCUAUAGUAAAGUUAUUAACUUGAAGUUUCAACGAGGUGCCUUUUUUUGAGAAGUUGGAAGUGACUUAUUUUUAGCAUUAAAAUAAGUGAUUGUUUCACCUCUUCUCAUUUAUUGAUUUAUGGAAUUUCUUAAUAGCCAAGAUGAGAAUCAUCAGGAAGCUGGAAAAAAAUCCAAAAUUAGAAGAAUAAUAAUGUUCCAGAAAUGCUGCCGAAGAAUGUGCACGUCAGGAAAUGGCUUCCACAGGCGGAUCUUCUCGUCAACGAGAAAUUGAAGGCGUUCAUUACCCACGCCGGUUAUAAUAGCAUUCAGGUAGGAUCUGUUGUUUUUCUGGACUUUCAAAAAGGUUUGAAAGGUCUUUGAGGGGUCACGCAAAAGAACUUUUUCCAGUAUAUUUUUUCGUCAAACUCGGACAAAGUCGGAAGGGUGGAUAAUGGCCGCUAAAAGGGAGAAGCUCAAAAAAGGCCGCAGAAAGGCAGCAAAAAGAGUCUUUAUCCUUUUUCUAGAUUUUCAAGGCCAAAGGAAUAGUGGAAAAAGGGAGGGGCAGCAAAAAUAGUGCAUAGAGCCGAUGAAAUGGCGCAAAAAGGCAGCAAAAGAGGAGUCUUUGUCCCCCUAAAAGUAUCAUUUCUAUCGAGCCUUUUUCGACCCUUCCCUACUUAUUUUUAAAAAUUCGGAGUUUUUAACAAUUUCCCACUUUUCUUCUUACAGGAAGUGAUGACAGCCGGCGCGCCGGUCAUCUCGAUUCCCUUAUUUGGAGACCAGCCAAAAAACGCCAGACUCGCUGAGAAACACGGCUUGGGAAUCACCAUCAAGAAGUCCGAACUUUCGGCUGACGUCGUCGAAAAUGCCAUCAGAACUAUCAUUGAGGAUGAUCGGUGGGUAUUUCGCUGCGCAUCAACUCUAAAUCUCUUUUUAGGUAUAAGGAGUCGGCGCAAAAGAUGUCGAAAAUGCUGGAAAAGCAGCCGAUCAAGCCGGACCAGCUGCUGAAGAGCUGGACGAGGUUCGCCGCCGAGUUCAAGGACCUUUCCAACCUGACGCCAGCCGGCCAGAAGCUCAACCUUAUCCAAUAUCAUUCCCUAGACGUUAUCGCUUUCCUAUCUUCCAUUUUAGGAGUCUCAUUGUACAUAAUCUACCGGGUUAUUUCUCUCAUCGUCAGCUGCUUUAGAAGAACGGGUGCCUCUAAAACAAAGCUUGAAUAAUCAAUUUCUUCCUUCACAAAAUUCGACCCUCUUAAAUUCGUUAUCAAAUAAGCUUUAUUUGGGAUUGAAAAAAUAUUCUGGAAUAAAGAAAUCUUAAUUCUCCACACUAAUCAAAUGUCACACUGUUUCUCCGAAAUGAGAUGAUCAAAAUGAACGAAAAAAGAAAAAUAAGAAUAAAAGAUUCAGGUGAAAAUACCCAGCACAGACAUAUUUUAAGAAUUGAGGACGGGUCAUUUGAAACACAAACAAGCUUAAAAAAUAAUCUCAAAAAAUGAGAUUUCCAAAAAAGAUACAUGCUCAAACAAAACGUGUUAGUAAAAUAUUGACCAGAAAUGACAAGAAGAAACAGUUUUGAAAAUAAAAAAAACAACUCUUUUAUUUCCAAAAGGCUGUUUCGACCCAAAGGGCCGAUACUUUUCCGAACCGGGAUUUUCCGAAUCGAAAUCCGAACCGAUACUUUUCCGAACCGUACUUUUCCGAAUCGGUUGUGAACUUUUCCGAACCCAAAUUUAUUAUGCUUUUCCGAAUCCUAAUUCAAUUAAUUCUUUAGGUGGUACCGUCAUUUUCAAUCCGAUUCCUUAUAAUUUUUUUCCCAGAGUGCAGCCUUCCGUCUGACCAUUUUCGAAACUCGAAUAGGAUUCAUUUUUCCUCAAGUGCUCUUUCAGAAACUUUUUUUCUUGGUUCUUUCGAUUUCAGAACGGACUGUGGCAUCGCCAAUGCCAACGGUCAGCUCUGA
This is a messenger RNA of Caenorhabditis auriculariae, 6455 nucleotides long. The record is from the annotation of a GenBank genome assembly. Lineage: Eukaryota; Metazoa; Nematoda; Chromadorea; Rhabditida; Rhabditidae.